UCUGUAGCAGUCUACAAUCAUUACAAGAGGAUCUAUUAUGAUAAUCUGUCAGACUGGUCUGCAGGCGAUUCAAAUACUGAUGGAUCUAUGAUUAAUGAUAAUGAUACGGUGGAACUUGAAAAAAGCAACAUUCUUUUAAUUGGUCCCACUGGCUCAGGGAAAACACUACUAGCGAAAACAUUGGCCCGAUUUGUGAAUGUACCUUUUGUCAUUGCUGAUGCCACAACCCUCACACAGGCAGGAUAUGUUGGUGAAGAUGUGGAGUCCAUACUUUACAAACUUUUGAUGGCAGCUGACUUUAAUGUGACGGCGGCCCAACAAGGAAUUGUUUAUAUUGAUGAAGUUGACAAGAUCACUAAGAAGGCUGAGAGUCUAAACAUUAGCAGAGAUGUAUCUGGGGAAGGAGUUCAACAGGCAUUGUUGAAAAUGCUUGAAGGAACAGUUGUUAAUGUACCAGAGAAAGGAGCAAGAAAGCAUCCACGUGGUGACAAUAUCCAGAUUGAUACGAAAGAUAUUCUCUUCAUCUGCGGAGGUGCAUUUGUUGAUCUAGAGAAGACUAUCUCAGAAAGGCGUCAGGAUUCUUCCAUUGGUUUUGGAGCACCUGUUCGUGCAAACAUGCGGUCUGGUGGUUUGGCAAAUGCUGCUAUAACUUCGUCUUUAUUGGACUGUGUUGAAAGUGGUGACCUUAUUGCAUAUGGUUUGAUCCCAGAAUUUGUUGGGAGGUUCCCUGUACUUGUUUGCUUGUCUGCUCUCAAUGAAGACCAACUCCUUCAAGUACUUACUGAGCCUAAAAAUGCGCUUGGGAAACAGUAUAAGAAGCUUUUUAAAAUGAACGAUGUCAAAUUACAUUUUACUGAAAAGGCUCUGCGGCUUAUUUCAAAGAAAGCAAUUGCUAAAAAUACAGGUGCUCGGGGUUUGCGAUCCAUACUAGAAAGUAUUUUGACAGAAGCAAUGUAUGAGAUUCCUGAUGUAAGAACUGGGAAAGAGCAAAUAGAUGCUGUGGUCGUUGAUGAGGAAUCUGUUGGAUCUUCAAACUCGCAUGGAUGUGAAGCUAAAAUUUUGUAUGGUGAAGAAGCACUCGAGCGCUUCCUUUCUCAACAAAAUAGCGAACAGUCAAUGAAAUCGCUCGAGCAGCUUGAGGGAGAAUCUGAGGUGGAGCCAGAGCUUCCUUCAAGAGCUGCCAGCAUAUAAUAAUAUCCUUUGACAAGUAAUUUUCUCUGUACAUGACUGCUUUCUAUUUUGUUCUUUGCAUUUAAUACAGUUCUAUUUUGUAGUUCUCAUCAAUUCUUCCUCCCGUUUAAAAUAAUCUCUUUACCAUAAGCGGUUUGAACAGAUCAAUUAUUU
This is a messenger RNA of Phalaenopsis equestris, 1344 nucleotides long. Its product is annotated as CLP protease regulatory subunit CLPX1, mitochondrial. The record is from RefSeq and is a predicted model, not a curated record. Gene Ontology annotation, molecular function: ATP-dependent protein folding chaperone; ATP hydrolysis activity; ATP binding. NCBI's taxonomy places the organism in Eukaryota, Viridiplantae, Streptophyta, Magnoliopsida, Asparagales, Orchidaceae. The coding region runs from base 88 to 1191 and encodes 367 amino acids. Gene Ontology annotation, biological process: protein catabolic process; proteolysis; protein folding. Gene Ontology annotation, cellular component: mitochondrial matrix. The transcript has 14 exons.